Molecule: messenger RNA, 3956 nt
Organism: Nicotiana tabacum (common tobacco)
Lineage: Eukaryota; Viridiplantae; Streptophyta; Magnoliopsida; Solanales; Solanaceae
Source: RefSeq, a predicted model, not a curated record
UAAUAGAAUACACGCAUAAAGUGCCAUUCCUCACUCUUACACACACACUCUCUCUCUCUACAAAAAAAACCCAGCUCCAAAUCCCCCACAUCACUCAACAGAAAAAUCUUUUCAUUUCCAUGGAAUAUUGUUGCUGGAGCUUUGUUUGCCUACUUUGUGUUUCUUUGUUUGAAGCAUUUACUGGACUAGCUAGUAGUAGUAGUAGUUGUUGUUGUUAGUGUGUGUUUUUACUUUCUCUCUCUAGUUAAAGCUAAGGUAGAGUAAAAGAUGGCGGUGUCGAUAGAUGGUUUCUCUAUCAGGGAGUAUACUGCGAAAAUGAGGAGUGUGGACGUGGUGAAAUGCUGGCCGUUCGAUGAAUCAACGAAGGAUGUUCAUGUGAGAGCUAUGUUACCUCCAAUUGCCGUGAAGAAAUUCAGCUGGUGGCUUGAUGUACUGGAAUUAUCAGAUGAUAAUGUGGAUUCUGAUGUUAUUCCAGUCACGAGAAUUCGAACGGCCAGAAAAACAAAGGCUAUUAAAGGAAAAGCAAAGGUUCAGAAGAAAAGGUCCAUUAUUGACAUUUUUGCCGUGGCUCCGCAAGUGGAGAGAAUGGAUGACGGUGAUUAUUAUGAUGAUGAGGAUGACGACCAUAAUUGUGAUAUUGAAAGAGUUGAGUCUUCUGAUCGGAAUGUUUCUGCUAUCAGAAAUAGUAAAAAUAAGAAGAGAAAUACAAAGAAAAAGACGAAGAAGAAGGAGAAAACGAUUGUGAGCAAGUUGAAGGAGGUGAAUAAGGGCGUAAUAAAGAAGGGUAAUAAGAGGAUUACGCAAAAGAAGAGAGUGAAUAGUAAUUGCCUGGAUCUACUAAUCCAAAAGAAGGAGAAAUUUGACAAGCUCAAAGUGCCCAGUUCUUUUUCAAAACCUAGUUGUCCACAACAUAGUAGGAAUUGUGGGAAUGACAUGGCAGAUUAUACUCCUACCUACGGGAAGAAAGCACAAAGGACGCAUCUGGUUUCAGAAAAGAAGACCAAAGGCCUAAUUGAUUCCAAGUUCUCCGCAAAGCACCAAAAGACGGUGAUUCCAGUUUGUAGCAAUCUCAAGAAAAGGACUAAACGAUUUCCUGUGGAGAACUCCACAGGUGGCAUUUUAAGUGGUCCCAGUGAUGUAAAUUUUUGCAGCAAUCAACAAGGCGACAAACAUGUCCCCUUCUCAGACUGUGUUGCAGAGAGAGGAGAAGUUGUAUCUCUCGUAGAGGAGAAAGGAACAAAUAAAUUUAUUCUGAGAAAAACAGAAAAUGAGGUUAGUGUUCGACCAGGAUCUCCAAAGCAGUUAUCCGCUGUGUGUAGUACAGCUGAUGAACCUGGUUUACAUAGGCACAAUAUCGGUAUCAAAGAUGAUUCAUUUGAAUGCUGUGACAUUUUCAAUCAAGUUGCUGAGGGAAAUGGCAAUUUAAAAUUGUUCAGGAGAGGCUAUGGGGUGGCAUCACAUGGUUCACAGUAUCUCUGUAAUCCUGGGACUCUCCACGCGGCUCAACAGAUAUAUAACCACCAAAAGAAGGCCCCAAUAGAUGGAAGUCUAAUUAAUGCUUGUGGUGCUAAUGAGAGAUCACAUGAGCAGUUAAAAGGUUCUCUCCAUGAACUUGCUGGGAUUUGCUCCAUGCAUUCUGUGAAGGCAUAUCCUCACCAGUCAUCAGCUUAUGAAAUUCUGAACAGGAAGCCUAUUUUGCUGCCACAAACCAUUACAGGAAGUUGCACUGGUCAUAUCAUGCAAUAUCAACCAUUCCCUCAAAUUUCUCCUCAGGGCUUAAUGUGCAAAGUGUGUUCUUUACCAGAGUGGAAGCAAAGAGAAUCCAUGUAUGGAGAGAAGGGAAUUGAAGAAAAUCAUGUUGGCUUGCCCCUCAACUCUCAAGGGGAAUUGAUCAAUUUGAACUCAAACGGUGAAAGAAAGUUGACUCAACUGCCAAGCUCAAGGGAAAUUGUGGGUUCUUCCAGAGGAUUAGCCGUAACCGACGUUGCACUCUCAAAAUGCAUGGAUAAUCUCCCUGAUGCUAGAGGUCAUGAUAAACGAGCACCACCAAAAGACCAGCUAAAAUUGUCCUUUGUAGAUGAUUCAAUGCAGUGGAACCCUACUUUUCCGGUGCCUUCAAGGUUAGGUAUCUAUGAGUAUGAUGCUGGAAGAACAAAUGUUGAGUUGGAUCCGCGUAAGGAAAAUGAGCAGUCUAUUACUUCUUUUGAGCUAGACCGCCAUGUUAGUAAUUUCUCUAACCAUGGGAGCAAGCAAGAUGAUCAGGCCAAGCAAUUUGAAACCACCAGGUGUCAGCAAUAUGGGAAUUCUGACCAUGUAUCACUGCUUGUCACUCCCUCGAAAAUGCGUCUGAUGGGAAAAGAAUUUACAGUUGGUAAAAGAGAUUUUCAUGUACCACAGGAUAAAAGGAUUUGGACAGAUAAGCAGAUCAUUGCCGAGAAUUUUUCUGCAGAUAACGACAACUACAAUUCAGUGGUUACAAAUCAUGAUCAACAAAAGCUUACCGUGCAUCCUGUGCUGGGGACACUGAAAGGUCUGGUCGCUUGCUCUCCUAGUAUCAGAAUCAAUCAGGCCAUUCCACAGCCUUGGGUUUGCUCCCCUGACUACAGCCAUCAAAUUGAUUCAGUGCAGCAUAAUCAUUUAGGUGCAAUCAAACAAAGCCCUUUCACUGUUUAUAAUCAUAAACCAAAUUUUGAGGAGCCUUUUACAGGUGGAUAUAAAUCUUUCACAAUCAGCCCCUACGCUCCUGGACCAACAGCGGUUCAUCAUUACUCCAGUCAGAAUGGGGGCUCGAGCUCUGUUGUUCUGAACAGUUCAAACUGCGCCAUCAAUUCUCCUUUCUUGCAUCCAAAUUCUGGAACGAAUUUCCGGUCACCCUGGUCUCAGUUAUCUUCAGAAUGCACCCCAUGGUUUUCAGAUGCAAAAGAAAAGAAAAUACUAAUGGAUUUUCAUGAAUUGUAUUCUACAUCUGACAGGAACCAUCAUCACUGCAGCAUUUCUGGGGAUAACCGUCAAAUUGACCAUUCGGUAUAUGUUGCAUCUGAGCGCUUCUGUUCUUUCACUCAGCGCCCUGCACUGGAGAAUCCAGUUGCUUCACCAUCUUUGGCUAACUAUCCCCCUAUGCCACUCCAAAUAGGUUCCAAAGCAAAUGCUGGCACAAAGAAAAGACAUGGUGACGUGAUGAAGUUGAAAGAGAAGAUCAUAUCUACUCCUUGUCUUAGAGAAACUGGUUACAAUAGAGAGGGCAAAAAGAAGCCGCUAUCUGCAUCAGACAAUUGUACAAAUGCAAAAAACAUCCCUAACUUGAUGUUUCAAGAAGAUCCUUCUGCAGUUGCACCAUUAAAUAGGCAUUCUAAGUUUGAAGGUCGUUUCGGCUGCAGACAAGCAUUGGAAUCAGGUUUAGUUAAAGGCAUGGCAAAGAGUAUCGAGAGUGGCCAAAGUGGAACACCUGAUGCAGGUCUUGGAUCUUUUAACAGUGAAGAUACUCUCAAAUAUGACUGUAGUCUACGAUCUGGGCCCAUUAAGUUAACAGCUGGAGCAAAGCACGUACUUAAGCCCUGCCAGUAUAAUGAUCAGAAGAACUUCAGGCCAACUCAUUCAACUAUCCAAUUUGGCGCAUCUACUGCAGGUAGCACGACUCUGGAAACUGAGAACCCAACCAAGAUUUACAAGUUCUAGUGGUGACCUUGAUCGUCCCUUAAAAUACAAGUCUUUCUGGGACAAAUACUAUCAGUCUCCAACUCUUGAAUCGCGGGAACAUCAGUUUUGCUACUUGCAGGAGACUUUUUCUCUAUCCCAGUGGACUUGGAAUCAGAUGUAAAGUUGUCGAAACAUGAUGCUGCAGUUGACACGUUGACUUUUAGGCUUUACUACUAAAUUAUACUCUAAUCGUCAGGUAACUAUCUUUUGGAUUGUGAUAUGACAUUUUGAUGUGGAUGCCUUACUUUUGACAUUCAUCA